Messenger RNA from Trichobilharzia regenti, 2487 nucleotides. The record is from the annotation of a GenBank genome assembly. Lineage: Eukaryota; Metazoa; Platyhelminthes; Trematoda; Strigeidida; Schistosomatidae.
AUGUCACGUGGUGUUUCCGCAGUAAGGAUUUUGUUACUUGGAGAACCUCGUGUUGGUAAAACAACCCUUAUCUUAUCCUUAGUAAGCGAAGAAUUCUCUCCAAAGGUACCUGCACAAGCUGAAGAGAUUACAAUCCCUGAGGAUGUAACGCCUGAACACAUUCCUACACAAAUUGUUGAUUAUUCGUCACAGACACAAUCGCAUGAACAGUUAUGCGCAGAGAUAAAACGUGCAAAUGUUAUUUGUCUGGUACAUGCAUUAGAUGAUGAAAAUUCUUUUAAACAGAUAUCUGCCUAUUGGUUGCCUUUAAUACGUCAUGUCAGUACAAAUGCAGAUACACGUAUACCUAUUGUUCUUGUCGGCAAUAAAUUGGACAUAAAUCAUGAAAGUAAAUUAGAUAAAAUGCUUCCAUUGAUGUCUGAGUAUUGUGAAGUGGAGACAUGCAUUGAGUGUUCAGCUAAGACAAUGUUGAAUCUUAGCGAAACAUUUUGGUUUGCACAAAAAGCCGUAUUAUAUCCAACUGCACCAUUAUAUAAUGCUGAAAAGAAAGAACUUACUCCCGAGUGUAUACGUGCUUUAACAAGAAUCUUUCGAAUAUGCGAUAUAGACAAUGAUGGUUACUUAUCAGAUCGUGAAUUGGAGGCGUUUCAAACGCGUUGUUUCUCUAUCCCAUUGACUGCACAAUCAUUGCGUGAUGUUAAACAGCUAGUAAAACAAUCCUGUCCUGGUGGAGUCACUGUGAAUGGGUUAACACAAAAAGGUUUCCUUUUCCUGCAUUUAAUGUUUGUACAAAAGGGGCGUCAUGAAACCACUUGGACAGUAUUACGUCGAUUUGGUUAUGGAAAUCAUAUGAGAUUGUCUGAAGAAUAUCUUUAUCCUAGAUUUUGUAUUUCACCUGGUUGUAGUACAGAAAUAUCACCAGUUGGAAUGCAAUUUUUAAAUACCCUAUUUAAUAAAUAUGAUUUGGAUCGUGAUGGUUGUUUAUCAACAAUAGAAUUAAGUGAAUUACUUGCCACUUGUCCUGAAGACCAGUUAAGUUAUGUGAUUGAUAUGGGUUUAUGCGUUACCACAAAUCCAUUGGGUUGGGCAACACGUCAAGGAUUUCUAGCCUUUUGGAUGUUAACAGCCUAUCUAGAACCUAAUCGUCUUCUUGAAUACUUCGCGUAUUUGGGUUUCACAUAUUAUGAACUUGGCUCAUUUUUAUCGCUUUCGUCCUCGGCUACAUUGUCGAAUGGUGGAGGAGAUCCUGCAAGCGUCUACGAUAGUAUCACGUUGACACCAAAUCGACGAAAUCAUCAAGAUAUGUCAUCUAUUAUACAUAAAACAUCCGGUGGAGGAGGGAUACCCGGUAGUCAACCACCGUUUGCAUCACAUCGUACAGAUUUAAGUACAAAUUCAAGUGGUUUAAUGACCAUCGGGAAUGAAACUUUGCUGAAAGCGAUUAUUAUUACAAAUCAUAAGCGGAUAGAUGCUAUACGUCGAUCGACACAACGGACAGUAUUUUAUUGUCGGGUGUAUGGAGCUCGUAAUGUUGGGAAAACAUGUUUAAUGCAAGGAUUGAUUGGUCGUAGUUUGAAUGGUUCCGGUGGUAACAGUAUCGGUGGAAUAGCUGGGCGUACAUCGAAUUGGGUAGCUGCUUGCGGUAUACCUGUCUACGGGCAAUCAAGAACCCUGUUAAUGCAUGAAAUCAGUUCCAGUGCUGGUGAACAAAUGUCAGCCAAUGAAGCGUUGUCUGCAGAUGUUGCCUGCCUUGUGUAUGAUGUCUCUGAUUGUGAAUCAUUUCGUUAUGUGGCGAAUAUAUUUCUUAAUUUCUAUCGUGGUACUCGUGUGCCGUGUCUUUUCGUCGCUGCCAAGUCGGAUCAAUCCCCCGUGAUACAAAAUUAUCAAAUUGAUCCAAGUGAAAUGGUAACAAAGUAUAAUAUACCUCCACCGGAACCUUUCUCUAGUGUACACCUGUCAGUAAAGCAUACACCAUCAUCAUCAUCAACUGUCAAUGGUUAUGAAGAUAAAUCAACCUAUCCAAUAAGAAGACGUCGUGCUGGUUCAGCUGAUCCAAUUUCUUCAUCUACAGCAUCUUUAAUCGGUGAUUCAUCUAGCGGUGGAGUAAAACUUAGUUCACAAGAUUUACUCUCUUCAGAGACAUCAAUUCAUCGUCAUCAGAAUGGUAGAGAAGAUGUUAACUCGCCAACAACAGGGGGGGAAGUACGCACUCGACAUCUUUCACGUUCGGAUUUACACAGAAAUAGUACGACUAGUUCUACGUCUAAUAUUGAUGUUAAAAAUCGUUAUACAAAAAAUAAUUUUUCGAAUAUGCAUCAAACAGACUUUCAUCCUGUGUACAUAUUGUUGUGUACUAUGGCAAAUUAUCCACAUUAUCGUGGUUUCGAGUUGUCUCAAACAGAUCAUGCCUGGAAGUGGACAUUGGCAGCGACUAUUUUAGCUGGAUUUGGAUUUUUUGCAUUUCAUAUGGCAAAGACACAUACGUAA